Messenger RNA from Aspergillus niger, 669 nucleotides. RefSeq lists its product as uncharacterized. NCBI's taxonomy places the organism in Eukaryota, Fungi, Ascomycota, Eurotiomycetes, Eurotiales, Aspergillaceae. Bases 1 to 669 code for a protein of 222 amino acids. The transcript is spliced from 3 exons. The record is from RefSeq and is a predicted model, not a curated record.
AUGUCUACCUCUUCGGGUCUGCUCUAUGCGGCCUCAAGAAUCGAUCCUCCAUCGAAAAUAUCAGCAGAUGUCUUCAACGCCUGGUAUGAUGGCGUCCAUGUGCCUGAUGUCCUUAAGACCUCGGGAAUCAACACCGCAGUCCGCUAUGAAACGGCUGUAGUGCCCCAAGACAGUUCCCCGUGGGCGUUCCUUGCUCUCUACCCUGUUCCAGACAUUGAGUUCUUAAACACGGAGGAGUUCGCGAGCAUUCCAGCGACUAGUGAUGCUCUGCCGGGGCCAACACACAGUUGCAUGGAUAUAGCGCAGUUCGAUAUCAGGCGAUACCGCGAGGUCGGGAAGCGACACGACUUGGAUAUGCCAACAGGACCAACGUCGCAUCUUCUUACUGUGGAAUUUGACUUGCCUUCACACAUUGACAUAUCUGAUGACCAGGCUGUACUGGACUGGUUCUGUGGGAUAUACAGUGGUGGCACGCCUCAGCGGGUUGCCAUUCAUGAAGUCUUCUGGGCUAUGUUGUACCCGAACGAGAAACCAGCAGAGGUGCCACGUUGUUUGGCGGUGCUCGAAUUCCACGGCGAUGAGAAUGUGUACGAUGAAGCCAUCAAAGAGAUCCAAUUGGUUGCGAAGGUUGGCCAAUGGAAACUGCACAAGGCCUUUGGCUGGCCAUAA